Messenger RNA from Pestalotiopsis fici W106-1, 1311 nucleotides. RefSeq lists its product as uncharacterized. Gene Ontology annotation, biological process: metal ion transport; transmembrane transport. Gene Ontology annotation, cellular component: membrane. Lineage: Eukaryota; Fungi; Ascomycota; Sordariomycetes; Amphisphaeriales; Sporocadaceae. Bases 1 to 1311 code for a protein of 436 amino acids. The transcript is spliced from 6 exons. The record is from RefSeq and is a predicted model, not a curated record. Gene Ontology annotation, molecular function: cobalt ion transmembrane transporter activity; magnesium ion transmembrane transporter activity; cobalt ion binding.
AUGGACCCGCAGUCCGAUUUGUUGAAGCUGUACAGCAAGAGUCAGGCGAUGUUUACAGCAAACAAGCCUCGCACUUUCAAAGAUACUUCACGGGCUAUAAUUUUUGCCUUUCUUCUUCUCUUGACGAGAGAUCUCCGAUUGUCCAUACACGAUGUGAUUGCAUUUUUCAACGUUUUGAUUCCGCAGCCCUCUUCUCGCGUCCAAAGACCAAGGUUUCCAAAAUAUGAUCUCGACGAAUGGUGCUCCGUGCAAGCUGUUGAUUCCGCUGAGCGUAGCUCUUCCACAAAGACCAUGGAUUUCCCAGGACAAAUACCAGACGACACAUCAACGCGAUUCUUGCACAUGGAACGGAAAAAAUUACAUGGCAAGGUUCCCCAGUCUGUAUCGAAGGUGGCUAUCUGGGGAAGUAAAAGAGAAGACGACGCAUCAUGGCGCAGCCUCAUCGCCUUCUCGGACGGUCAGGCGGCUUCCGUAUUCUCUGAGCGACUGGAUGACCUCCCAGUUCCAGCAACGGAAGUAACUGAGGACCCUUCUGAACAUUGGGCUUAUUGCUUACGCUAUAUUUAUCGACUGGGUGUCAAUGACGCACGCUCACGCCUCGCAAAACUGAGAAAUGAUAUUAAGAAUCUGAGAUAUGAACACCUGUCUGAUCCCAAGGUGGGUGGUAGUUUGGUGUGCUUAACGUUCAUGAACCACCUCCAGUAUCACAAAGACUUGACUGAAGCUCUGGAUAUGGAAAAGGACAGCUAUCCAGUGGAUUGGGAACUUGGUCCAUUAUUACCAGAGACGGACACUGUUACGACCACUUGCAGAACGCUCCUCGAAGACAUCAACGAGACCCACGAACAAGCCAGCAACACACGUAUUCUGAUCAUGGAGCAGCUGAGCCUCUCACAAUCACGCAAUGUUCCAUACCUCACCUUCCUGGCUACUGUUUUUGUGCCCAUGACAGCUGUGGCGGGUAUCUUCGGGAUGAAUACUAUCGAGAUCAACGACUCAAACUGGCCGACCAAAUAUUUCGCGAUCGCUGCAGUACCCCUGACGGUGUUGGCGGUCCUAGUGCCCCUGUCCAUUUUGACCCUGAUCGACCUUUUACUUCUCAUCUCCUCGCACAACCAUAUCCUGAUCUUGACACAAGACUUUUUUAUUUCCGUCGCUCUUGUGUCAUCAGUAAUCGAUGUUGCCAUUCAAUACACACAUGCGAUUGACUACGACGCCAUCGCUGAUUGGAUGCUUGGAGGAGAUGGAGACGUGAAGAGCCGCCAAAAGAGUCUUUAUUUGCGAGAAUCAAAACUCCGGCCUGGCGGCUAG